UGACAUGAGCAGCGACAGAGCCAUCAGGAGGGAAGAAGGAGAGAGGCUGGCCAGAGAGUACUCCGUUCCUUUCAUGGAGACUAGUGCCAAGACAGGAGUGAACGUGGAGCUGGCCUUCACUGCUGUGUCCAAGGAGCUGAAGCACCGGGCUGUCCAACAUCCCAAUGAACCCAAGUUCCAGAUCCAUGAGUACAUUGAAGCUCAGAAGGAGAAGUCCGGCUGCUGCAGCUACAUCUGAGUCUCUCUGCUUCUGAGUGGGAGGAAGCCCCAUGAACUAACUGAAGCUCCUAGAAUAUUCUGCUGCCAUCCUUUCACAAGAUAAACCCAGCUACACUCACUUAGCCCAUGGUUUGCUUUAGCCGAGAGCUUUUUACCCCAGGAACAUGUUCAAACUUUGCCUGACUUAGCAUACUCAGCCAUAACCACACUCUAACUGAAAACAAAUCCAAUUUAAAUUAAUGUUCUUAUAUAACUAAUUACAUCAUUAAUGCUUUUUUGAACACAGUUUUUUUGUGUUUGCCUUACAUAGAACUCAGAGUAAAAGUUUUUUUACCUAAUUUAAUGUAUCAUAAAAAUUGUGUUACAAGACACCACUCUGCCAAAGUGCAAGAAAGCUUCAGGCAGUUUGAUAAACCCACAGACUUCUGGCACAGGCCAGAGGAGCACACAGUCUUAGGCAGAUCAGUGGGGAUCAGCCUUGAAACAUUUACAAUUGUACAACCGUGUGUAUUAUGCAAUCUACAGACAGACACACAAAGGCCAUAGAUGUAGUUCAAAGACAUCCCCUUGAACGAAGCCCUGUCUGUUAAUGACGUACAUUCUGUUUUGAUGAAGUGACAGUCAGCUGUUGAACGCUGGCUGUGAGGAGAAACGCUCAGGGACAACGAUGCAGGAAGCUAACAUGCUCUAACAAGCCAGAAGAGUAAGAGCAGCAACUGCUUCUCAACAUGCAGAGGAACCCAAAUGUUCUGGUCUCCUGAAACAUGUCACUCGCAGAAGAUUGCUGCAUAGGACCAUAACUUGGAUCUCCAGUUUUGCCUAAUAAAUGUACAGAUCAUAUUGUGUUUAUAUAUUGUGAGUGAGUGAGGCGAGAAUUGACAAUGUCUUGUAAAAUGUUGUCCGCAUUACUUACCUUCCUGUGUGUGUGUGUGUGUGUGUGUGUGUGUGUGUGUGUGUGUGUGU
Messenger RNA from Notothenia coriiceps (black rockcod), 1182 nucleotides. RefSeq names its product ras-related protein Rab-37-like. The record is from RefSeq and is a predicted model, not a curated record. The transcript has 3 exons. Gene Ontology annotation, molecular function: GTP binding; GTPase activity. NCBI's taxonomy places the organism in Eukaryota, Metazoa, Chordata, Actinopteri, Perciformes, Nototheniidae. The coding region runs from base 5 to 238 and encodes 77 amino acids.